Musa acuminata subsp. malaccensis (wild Malaysian banana) is the source of this 5039-nucleotide messenger RNA. Lineage: Eukaryota; Viridiplantae; Streptophyta; Magnoliopsida; Zingiberales; Musaceae. The record is from RefSeq and is a predicted model, not a curated record.
UCUUCUCUUUUUCCUGCCUUUGGUAAGCACUCGAAGAUUAGGGUUUUGUUGCUGCAUUCGGGUUGGAAAACCUAGCCGGAGAUAUUCUUUCCACCGAUGGAGCACGGUGGCGAUGGCCACGGCGGAGGCGCCGGAGGUGGAGGGUUCCACCGCAACGAGGCGAUAUCGGCCGUCCAGGACGAGGAGCAGUUCUACGGGGAGGACGACGACUACGACGACCUCUACAGCGACGUCAACGUUGGCGACGGGUUCCACCAGAACUUCCAGGGUGGCGAUGACGCGGAGGGUUUUCAGGCCGGGGACGAGCGGCGGAGCGAACCCCAACCGCCGCCGCCCCCACCGUUGCCUAUACCGGCGCCGCAGCAGCCGGUGGCAGAGACGUCCGAGAGGGUCCAGAUCCCGGGCAUCGCCGGGGAGCCGAAGAUCGAGCGGGUUGCUGAUAGAUCCGCCGGUUUCCAGGACCCGGGGUUCAGGGGAGGCGCCGAGCCGACGGUUGGGGUCAGACAGGCGGCACCGCUACCUCCACCGCCGAUGCCGGUGGUGACGGGUGCAGGUAGGACUGACCUAGGCCAGGCUUCCGGUAGUUUUAGCCAGAUCCAGAGCAAUAAUCGGAACAAUAGCUUCCCAAAUGAGGGCUUUCAGAGACAAGGAGGUGGCUUUGGGAACGAGGGUUUCCAGAGGCAAGGAGGUGGUGGAAGCGUAGUUGUACCUGCAGGUAACGCGAAUGGUGGAGGGGACGCAGGUGGCGGUGGCGGAGCUGGAGCAGGGGUUGGUGGGACUACACUUUUCGUUGGUGAACUCCAUUGGUGGACGACUGAUGCAGAUCUUGAAGAAGAACUCUGCAAAUAUGGGCAGGUAAAAGAAGUGAAAUUUUUUGAUGAGAGGGCGAGCGGAAAAUCAAAAGGAUACUGUCAGGUUGACUUCUAUGAUUCAAUGGCUGCAUCUGCCUGCAUGGACGGUAUGAAUGGGCAUAUUUUCAAUGGAAGACCUUGCGUUGUUGCUUUGGCUUCACCGUACACUGUUCGGCGAAUGGGUGAGAACCAAGUGAACAAGAACCAGCAGGCAAUGGGCCAGUCCCAGCCGCCAGCACCUGCACAGAAGGGUAGGGGAGGUAGCGGGUCUUCAGCUGGUGGCAAUUUUGGACGUGGAGGAGGUGUCGGCGGUGGCAGUGGUGGAAAUUGGGGAAAAGGUGGUGGAAUGGGGAACCGAGGGCAAAUGGGUAAUAUGAGGAACAGAAUGGGUCCCCUCGGUGGAAGGGGUAUCAUGGGUAAUGGUGGGAUGGUUGCCCCACCACCGCCUGUGUUGCAUCCUGGAGCUAUGCUCGGUCAAGGGUUUGAUCCCAUGGGCUAUGGAGCAGCAAUGGGUAGAAUGGGUGCUGGCUUUGGAGGCUUCCCUGCAGGUGCUGCUGGUGCUCCUUUUCCUGGAAUGAUGCCUUCGUUCCCACCUGUUGUGGCUCCACAUGUCAAUCCAGCUUUUUUUGGGAGGGGACUGGCACCUGGUGGCGUUGGUAUGUGGUCUGAUCCGAACAUGGGUGGAUGGGGAGGUGAAGAUCAGUCAAGCUAUGGGGAGGAUGCUACCUCAGAUCAGCAGUAUGGAGAAGGGAGCCAUGGGAAGGAUAGGAUGGCUGAGAGGGAUCGUUAUGGUGCUCCAGAGAGAAGACAUGAAAAGGAGAAAGAUAUGGGUUCUGGACAGGAGUGGCCAGAGAGAAGACACCGUGAUGAGAAGGAGAGAGAGACAGGGAGAGAUAAGGAACCGGGCCGGGAGAGGGACAGAGAGCGUGAAAGGGAGAGGGACAGGGAAAGAGACAGGGAAAGGGAGCGGGAACUUGAUCGUGAACGUGACAGGUAUCGAGAUGACAGAGACAGACAUGGUGAUCACUAUAGACACAGGGAUCGUGAGCCAGAGCGUGAUGAUGACUGGGCUAGAGGAAGAUCAUCUAGGCCUCGCAGCAAGUCACACGAGGUUGAACAUUCAAAGAGGCGUCGGCCAUCACAUGAAUGAUUUAGGUCCUUUGCAGCUUUCUCAAAACAGGAAGAUGUUAUCAAGAUGAAUCAUAUGUUUCAGUAGCUGCUUUUACUUCAAGUUCAAGAUACUUCUGGUUGAGAAUUCCUGCAAGGGCCCUGCUUAGUCAUCUGACUGAAGAAAGUUUGGGUUCCUGGUGCCAUCUAGAAUGGAAGUCCUGUUUCACUCUUUUUCAGCCUUGGGUUCGAGCAAAUAGGUUAGUUUUCAAGCCAUUUGCUCUCUGAUCAAGCCUUCAGUUGUACCUUUCCCAGUUGGAGUUACAGUUGCUGCAGUCCUUAGGGAAAGUAGUUUUCAAGCUUUGUUAGUAUGACUACAAAUUCUUUUCAUAUCUUCUUUAUAAAUAUAGUCAAUUUCUCCAUUUAAUGGAACCUCUUUGUCAACUUAUUAAUAGCAUUAUUGUCAAAUACCCUACAUGACCACCCUGAACGCAUCAAGAAUCCUGAUAUUUCCAUCAAAUAUUUCUCAAGAUGUGACAAUGUUAACAGACAAGUACUGUAACUCAUGGUGGUGUUCACUAUGCUCUCAAACUUUAUACAUGUGCUAGGUAUAUGGGUGACCAACUUGGACUUGUAUACUUAGGACUGCAGGCACAACAUAUAUGAAAAUGCACUAAAGUACUACCAUGCAUGGCUGAAGUGUGCACCUAGCUUUGCAAGACUGAUUAGUCCCUAUCUGUUCCAGCCAAUCCAAAUUCUCAUUUGUUGUCUCUGGCCCUAACACAUUUAUAGAGAAUCAGGGGGAGAAGUAUUGACCAAAUUCCAAGGAAUCCUGACUGAUACCGGCCAACAGUUGAUCUUUUCAGUCCCAAUGGUCCCAUCAGUUGCUUCCAAUCAGUAAUUUUACUUGUUUCCAGUUGGUCCCAAUGAUCUUGAUAAACCCAACUGACACCUGAAUGAUCCCAACCUAUGAGUAUGUUACACACAACAAUAACAUCCUAUCUUACAUAUGCUCUUUAGGCUAUUACUGGUUUUUUGAAGUGCUAUUGGGAAUGAUUCAAGAUGUUCCUUAUGUUUUUUUGGUUAGUUUGGAUUGUGGGGAGUCAUUUUUUUUCAGUUGAUUAAUUGUUAGAUACUUGUAUAUUAGUUAUUAGUUAUUAUUUUUAAGUUGUCCAAAAUCUGGAUUGAUUAGUUUCAAGUGUAUUCUAUUUCAUUAUAACUGUAGUGCUAGGCCACUCAAAACCCCAUAGAAACAUUGUAAAGGCUUAGGGGAACCCAAUUGUGUUAUCGUGAACUAAUGUGACCAGCCCCUUCAUUGUGCUGGUUGAACAAAUAUAAUCAUCUUAUUUUCUUUAUUACUUUUCUCUUUCUUCACAGCUAGCAGUCACCUGUAACUCACUCAUGCAACCCACAUAUCUUGUCUAUGGCUCGCUAUAACCACCGCAUAUCUGAUUUGCAAGUUUUUCUCAUCUAUUUGUAUCUUCUGCAACCAAUGAAAAUUAUCUAAAUUCUUUUGAUUUCUUCAAGUUAUCUUUGAUGUCGACUAUUUGUUCUUUAAAAAGAACAAGGAUCUUGGUAUUAGAAUCAUUGUGUGUCCUUGGGUCUAUUGGAUGUUUCUCCAAGUUUGUUUGGUUUUUUCUGUUGUCGCCUUGUUAUGAAGCAUUAAUGGUUAUGUAGCUAGUUCACCGAAAUAGAACAAAAGGGUCUUUCCUAGAGAUGUCGUGUGUACUGGGUCUGCCUGGCCUGGUACGGUUUGGGGUAGGCAUGACAGUAUGACACUGUUGCUGCCAUGCUGCCUUCAGCCCAAAUUUUAUUUGGGCCGAGUCACACCGGACUAGAAAUUCAGAUCCUUGGCCUAUCAUGGCUUGUGGCCUGUAGCCUAUCCAAAAAAUGAAAACAAUAUAAACAAAUUGGUAUUUAUUUGAAGUUGAGAACUCACUAUACAUUCUGGCUUCUAGGUUCACUAACCUGCUAACUGUAUUUAUAAAAAUCAGAAAGCCAUCGGGGCAUUUCUCCUGGCAAAAUGUCUCCAAUGCGUAAGUCAUAAUUGAUCAAAAAUUAAAAAUACAUGUAGAUUAGAGUUAAAAUCCAUACCUACAGAAUGUCUAGUUGUUGCCCAUGGAUUUGUUCCGGUCCCUGACGCUCACCCUGAUUGAUUCUGUAUCUCAUCCUUGAAUCAUGCAAAUGGCAUUAUUAUAAUUUUGUUCCGGUAAACAAAAUUGCAUUCCUGAUUUUCUCUGUAGACAUAAUGAUUCAUAAUCCAUCUUGUUCACAUCAUGCACAUUUAAUAUUAAAAAACCUAAUUAAUGAUUUUGAUUGUUGAAUGAGAAUGUUUACAGUACCAUUAUUACUAAAUACAUUUUUUAAUAUAAAAGAUAGCCAUAUAGCCUGCAUCAGGUCUGCAGCCUGCUAGUCCCACUACAGUAGCAAGAUUGUCAUGCCAAACCUGCCCUAAAUCAUGAUGAACUUAGGCCGUUUAUAGAUUGGAUCGAGCAUAUUAUACUUGUAAUCAUUUCAUGUAACUACACAAGGUACAUAGAGCAAGCUAUAUGUAUAACCAUACAGGGUCAUCCUCGUACACCUGUUCCCAUCAUCAAAUACAUACACAGACAUUUAUAUAUGUUGAUCCCAAGUUAUUCUUAGUUGCUUACUCAUAGGAAUAAAAAGAAAAAGGAUGGCACGAUACAUGAAUCCCCUACCAUUCUGGGUUCUAAUUACGGAGCUACAAAUGAGUGGCAAAAAAAUUCCUUAGGUUGCUGAAAUGGGGAGAGUUAACUUAGAAAGCAAUUCUAAGAUUUGAGUUGGUUGCAUAGUAAUGUUAUCUAUGAUACUGGUUAAUUCCUUGAACCAUCAGUCUUAUCUUUAACAUGAAACUCUGGUUUGAUCCUGUACUUGGUAGCUUGAUCUGGAUGCAACUUCUAACUUUCUCACUCGUUUGUGCAUGUAAACUUAUUCCAUCAACUUGGUUCUUUGAAAUCCUUGAUGAAUCCUAGGAUAGAAUUUCAUGCAAUAUCCUUGCCUUUUUAGUUUUCUGAUAGAAUUUUAUGUUCAAAUACAUGUUGACUCUAUGUAGUUCUAUGU